AUGGACUUGCAAGGUAGACUCAAGAAUCUUACAAUAGAUAAAAAGGUUUCUAGAUCAAUGUGUGCUACUGCAAUCAUUGCACAUGAUUUACCGUAUAAAUUUGUGGAGUUUCAAAAAAUUAGGGAUUGGAUGAAAUAUUUGAACCCUGAAUUUUCUCCUAUUUCAAGAAAUACCGCUAAGGCUGAUGUUGAUGAAAUAUUCAAGACAGAGAAAGAAGCUCUUAAGAAGGAGUUAGCUAAUAUUCCCUCUAGAAUUUCACUAACUUCUGAUAUGUGGACAGCUUGUACAAGUGAAGGUUAUAUUUGCCUGACUGCUCAUUAUGUUGAUUCCAAUUGGAAUUUGAAGAGUAAGAUUCUAAACUUUUGUCAUAUGCCUCCUCCACACACGGGAUCUGAAAUGUCAAAAAAGAUUCUUGACUUUUUAUCAGAUUGGGGAAUUGAGAAGAAGAUUUUUUCACUCACAUUAGAUAAUGCUUCUGCUAAUGACGUGAUGCAAGCUCAUUUGAAAAGACAACUUGUCUUGCAAAACUGGUUAUUAUCUGAGGGAGAGUUCUUUCAUGUUCGUUGCUCAGCGCAUGUUUUAAAUUUGAUUGUGCAAGAGGGUUUGAAAGUAAUUGGUGAUGCAUUGGAAAAGAUUAGGGAAAGUGUUAAAUAUGUGAAGGGCUCUGAGGGUAGAAUGAAAAAAUUCAAGGAAUGCAUUGAACUCAUUGGCGGUAUUGAAACAUCGGCUGGUUUAUCUUAUGAUGUUUCCACUAGAUGGAAUUCUACUUAUUUGAUGCUUCAAAGUGCAUUAAAGUACCGACGUGUAUUUGCAAGCCUUAGUUUUCAUGAUGAUAAUUAUAAGGUUUUCCCUUCCGAAGAAGAUUGGAAAAGAGGAGAUAAGAUAUGCACAUUCUUGUUGCCAUUUUAUGAGACAACAAACUUAAUUUCCGGAACGUCUUAUCCUACUUCCAAUUUAUAUUUUUUGCAAAUUUGGAAAAUUCAGUGUGUUUUGAUGGCAAGCAUCAAAGAUGAAGACACUCUUAUAAGAGACAUGGCUGAAAGAAUGAUGAUCAAGUUUGAGAAGUAUUGGAGUGAUUAUAGUGUGGUUCUUGCUCUAGGAGCGGUUCUUGACCCAAGGAUUAAGCUUACCUCUUUGGAAUACAUGUAUGAAAAAGUUGAUCCACUUACCUCAACAAUUAAAACAAAUGAAAUCAAGCAGAAAUUGUACACUCUCUUUGAGAUAUAUCGUCGCCUUCAUACUUCGUCUUCUACAACCUCUCAAACUCCAUCUUCCAUCACUAGAGGGGAAUCAAGUUCACACGCGUUGACUAAAAGUUUGUUCAAUGAUUUGAAAGCACACAAACAACAACUUGCAACAGAGACCGGAAAGUCUCAACUUAAUGUUUAUUUGGAUGAGUAUUAG
Messenger RNA from Lathyrus oleraceus (garden pea), 1404 nucleotides. Its product is annotated as zinc finger BED domain-containing protein RICESLEEPER 2-like. The coding region runs from base 1 to 1404 and encodes 467 amino acids. Lineage: Eukaryota; Viridiplantae; Streptophyta; Magnoliopsida; Fabales; Fabaceae. The record is from RefSeq and is a predicted model, not a curated record. Gene Ontology annotation, molecular function: DNA binding. The transcript is spliced from 3 exons.